AUGAAGGCAACCACCACAACUAUAGAAGAUGUCAAGUCCUAUCUAGUUCUCUCCCUCCUCUCGUGUCUAUGCCUGUGGCUCAUCUCCCUCAUCACUCUCCAUUGGCGAAGAACCAGAAAUGUGCAUCUCCCCCCAAGUCCAAUGGCCAUUCCAAUAAUCGGUCAUCUCCAUCUAUUGGGCCUCAUCCCCCACCAAGCUCUCCACAAGCUUUCCCUCUGCUAUGGCCCCCUCAUCUCCAUCCGUUUAGGAUCCCACCUAUGCGUCGUGGCUUCAUCACCAGAAACUGCAAAAGAGUUCCUCAAGACUCAUGAACUCUCCUUCUCUGACAAGCCCCCCUCAAAAGUUGCUUCCUACCUCACCUAUGGCUCUGCUGACUUUGCAUUUGCCCCAUAUAGCUCCUACUGGAGGUACAUGAAGAAGUUGACCAUGACACAACUGUUAGGGGGGCAAACACUUGAACAACUGCUACCUGUGAGGCGCCAGGAGAUUAUAAGGCUUAUGAAAAAGUUGUUUGAGAUAUCGGAGAAGGGAGAGGAUAUCAAUAUGAGUGCAGAGCUAUCGAAAUUGACAAACAACGUGAUAUGCAGGAUGGCAAUGAGUCGAACAUGCACAAAAAAUGAUUUUGAAGCAGAGGAGGCACGAAAGAUCGUAGAAGAGAUGACUGAGCUGGCAGGGAAAUUUAACUUGGCAGAUUUUGUAGGAUUUUGCAAAAACUUGGACUUCCAAGGUUUUGAUAAGAGACUGGAGGAUUUGCUUAAGAGGUUUGAUAAGAUGAUGGAGGGGAUAAUGAAGGAAAAGCAGGAGGAGAGGCAAAAAGAAAGAGAUACUUCCCAAGAAAUAGCAAAAGAUUUGCUUGAUAUAAUGCUUGAUAUAGCUUCUGAUGAUGAUGCAGAGAUGAAGCUGACAAGAGAAAACAUCAAAGCUUUCAUUCAGAAUGUCUUUGUGGGUGGCACUGAUACUUCAGCAACCACGAUAGUGUGGGCAUUGGCAGAACUCAUCAACCAACCAACCAUACUCUGGAAGGCUAGAGAUGAAAUUAACACAGUCGUUGGCAUGAACAGGUUAGUCAAAGAAUCCGACAUCCCAAACCUCCCAUAUCUCCAAGCUGUUGUAAAGGAAACACUGAGGCUUCAUCCAGCAAUCCCAAUGAUCAUCCGCGAAUCAAAUGAACACUGUAAGAUUAAUGGCUAUGACAUCCCUGCAAAAACAAGGCUUUUGGUCAAUGUAUGGGCCAUCGGAAGGGAUCCAAAUCACUGGUCCAAGCCACUUGACUUCAAACCGGAAAGGUUUAUCGAAAUUGGAAAGGGGCUGGAUGUUAGAGGCCAACACUUCCACUUGUUGCCAUUUGGCAGUGGUCGGAGAGGUUGUCCAGGCACAACAUUAGCCUUGCAAGUUACACAACCAAUGCUCGCUGCCAUGAUACAGUGCUUUGAUUGGAAGGUCAAUAAUGGUCAUGGGAUGGUCGACAUGACAGAGGGGCCAGGAUUCACGUUGCCUCGAGCUAAACCAUUGAUAUGCAGGCCUGUUGCUAUUCUGAGCCAGAUGCCUAUUGCUUGAUAAGAGUGGGGUUAGCUAAUUACUGGGUUAAUAAGGACCAAACUUGUUUAAGGUUGUGUGAGAAUAAAUGUAGCACGUGGUUUGUCCAUGGAACUUUAUUAUGUGAAUGCUACUGAUUUAGUUACUUCUCCCUGUUAGAAUCACAAUUCUUCUUUAAGGUUACAUGUCCAAGCUAUUGAUGAAGAGCUAACUUGAAAGUGUGAACCAGUUCCUAGAAUUUAGAAGGUAGUAAACAUAACUUAGGGGAGAGGUUGACACCUACACCAAUUAAAACAAGGGAUGAUUGGCAUGCCUCUACUUUCCUCUCACUUUAGGGAAGAGGUUUGGGCUUAUCACCGCCUUCUUAUAAUACCUUUCACUUCAAAUAAUGCACUAUUGGAAGAUGAAGAUACAUAUAACUACUAGUAACCAAAGGAUACGUACAGUUAUAUCUGGCAUGUAUAGCAUGCAUGUCAUCCAAACAAAUCCUCUUACCAAUUAACUAGUAACCAAAAGAUAUGUGCUGCAAAGGCUCCAUCAUCUGUGCCAUCUUAUGGCAACAGACAUACAGUUACUAAACCAUCCAUAUUUCAACCUGUCCAUUUUCCUUACAAAUGUUACAUCGAAGCUUUAGAGCAUACUAAUCACGAGCUGGAGAUCCAACAUAAUGCAAGCAGAUGGUAAUAGUUUUGAAGUACUUCUGCAAGAAACAUUUAACAAUUCCAUCUCACUACUAACUGCUCUAUGCAAAACUAUGAUGUUCAACAUUUUUUUUUCCC
Messenger RNA from Asparagus officinalis (garden asparagus), 2315 nucleotides. RefSeq names its product cytochrome P450 93A3-like. Gene Ontology annotation, molecular function: oxidoreductase activity, acting on paired donors, with incorporation or reduction of molecular oxygen; heme binding; iron ion binding. NCBI's taxonomy places the organism in Eukaryota, Viridiplantae, Streptophyta, Magnoliopsida, Asparagales, Asparagaceae. The record is from RefSeq and is a predicted model, not a curated record. The coding region runs from base 1 to 1557 and encodes 518 amino acids. The transcript is spliced from 3 exons.